UUAUGUUAAUGGCGCCGUAGCAACCUACACAAACAACCCUGCAUCCGGCAGAACAAGAAUUCUAAAGCACCCAUCUCCGUUUGAACUGUGCUGGCAAUAUGGAUCAAACAAAGCGUCCUUUGCGAAUACCACCAGAGUUUGCCACAUAUGCAGAGAAGCAUGGGAUAUUUGAUAUGUAUAAGAGGCUGAUUGAGCAGUUGGUGAUUUCUAAGCCUGAUGACCCAAUACUUUAUCUUAUCAACUUACUCAAGAGAGAAAAUGAUGAUGUGCCAGCUAUUGUCAUUCUCGGGCCACCAUGCUCUGGUAAACGCUCCAUUGCAAAGAUGGUGUGUGGAAAACUACGUUGUGCCCACCUCACUUCACAGAACCUUAUCGAAGAAGCAGAUAUAGCUAUUCGUGACAAGGCACGCAGCUUCAUUCAGAAUCAAGAGCCCAUCCCAACUGAAAUGUGGUUGAAGAUCCUAACAGACAGAAUGCAGUUGUAUGAUACUCAGAAGAAAGGUUGGGUGUUGGAAGGAUUCCCUGAGACCCGUGAACAAGCGAUGGCAUUACAGAUCAAUGGAAUCUACCCAAAGCAUUGCAUCGUUUUGGAGGCUCCUGACACAGUCCUGAUAGAAAGAGCCGCUGGGAAGAGAAUUGACACCAAGACAGGCGAUGUUUACCACACAACUUUUGACUGGCCGGGAAAUCCUGAGGUGCAGGAACGGCUGGAAGAACCAGAGGGUUUGUCUGAGGAGGCCAUGGUGAACAAACUGGUUCUCUACCACAGACACAUCGACGGAAUUCUCCGAUGCUACGACCAGGUCGUUCGCACGGUCAAUGCUGAUCAGCCUAAGGCAGACGUUUACUCUCAAGCUUUCUCCUUCCUGUGCAGCCAAGCCCGGUCCAACGCUCCGCACACGCCCAGAGUUAUCCUCUUGGGGCCUACUGGGAGUGGCAAGGGUGUGCAAGCCGCUCUGUUGGCUAACAAAUAUAACUUGGUGAAAGUGUCUUGUGGUCAGCUCAUCAAACAAGCAAUCACUCAAGAGACCAAGUCUGGCAUGGCCGCCAAACCCUAUGUGGAGAAGGACAUGAUGAUGCCAGACAGCAUUGUGCUGGACAUCCUGAAGGAUCGGCUGUGUCAGCUGGACUGUGUCACUCGAGGCUGGGUCUUGUCUGGGUACCCUCGGACACGAGAGCAGGCGGAGCAGUUAGACAAGGCCGGACUGAGGCCUAACAGAGUGUUCUUCCUGGAUGUCCCCAACGACUCGGUCCUAGAGCGGCUGACGCUGCGGGCGAUGGACCCCAUCACUGGGGAGAGGUACCACACGCUGUACAACCCUCCACGAAGCCAAGAGGUCAAGGACAGGCUGUGGAAGAACCCGAAGGACGGCGAGGAGAACGUGCGUAAGCUCCUGUCCCAGUACUUCGCCUAUGUGGAGGAGCUCUCCGACUUCUACCUGGACGGCCAGCACGUCAAUGCCGACCAGGACCCGCACACCGUGUUUGAGUGUCUGGAGAGCAUGAUCUGCAAGCCGCUGCCCAAGAAUUUCUACUGAGAGACUUUAGAGCAUUUAGAGCAAUUAAGCAAUCCUGGUGUGACAUUUAAAAAUACAGCGUAGUCUUCUCAUUUAGCUUCUACGAACCAGGCCUUUGUCCACUCCUACUGACUGAGAGACUUUAUAGCAUUUAGAGCAAUUGUGAAGCGUGCUGACUAAAGGAGUUACUUCUUGUAUUUGAGCCCAAUGGAAAUAGAUACAUCGGGCUCAUAGAUAAAGUUUUUACAAUUUAGAAUUAUGAAAUAAUAAAAGGCAUGUUGUAAUUUAAGAAUAUGACAUCAAAAGAAAAUCAACAAAUUUGACCUUAGUGCCGAUUUUGGUCAAUGUUCCAUUUGUGGGUAGUGAAAAGUAGCUCAUUUUGUCAGUGCACCUCACAAUUAAGUAAUCCUGGUGUGACAUUUAAAAGUGCAGCGUAGUCCACUCAUUUAGAUUCAACGAACCAGGCUUUACUCCAUUUCUACUGAAAGACUGAAGAGAAUAAGCCAAACUAGAAAUAAAGCUACUCUGUUGUGACAUCUUUAAGUACAGCAUAGUUCAUUUAUUUAGGUUCAAAGGACCAGACUUGUCCAUUUCUACUGAGAGACUUCAGAGCAUUUAGAGCAAUUAAGCAAUCCUAGUGUAACAUUUAGAAAUGCAGCGUAGUGAGCAUAGUCCUCUCAUUUAGUUUCAACAAACCUAGCCUUUGUCCAUUUCUACUGACUGAGAGAUUUUAUAGCAUUUAGAGCAAUUAAGUAAUCCUGGUGGGACAUUUAAAAAUACAGCAUAGUCCACUCAUUUAGCUUCAACGAACCAGGCCCAAGAAUUUCUACUGAGAGACUUAAGAGAAUAUGCCAAACUAGCAAUUACGUUACUCUGUUGUGACAUCUUUAAAUACAGCAUAGUCCGCUUAUUAAGCUUCAAAAGAACAGGCUUUUGUCUAUUUUUACUGAGAGAUUUUACAGUAAAGAGUAGGCCAAAUGUGGCAACUAAGCUAACCUGCUGUGACUUGUAUAAUUAAAUAAUAAUAAACAUUGUUUGUAUAGUACAUACUCCUGCUCUGUGUGCUUGCACUCUAAAUUAAUCAAUAUUAUAAUACGUAAUUUUAUCAUUAAAUACAGCGGAGUCCACUUAUUUAGCUUCAAAGGACCAGGCCUUUGUCCAUAUUUUUUUUAUUGAGGUUUUUAAAAAAUCUUUUCAGGUUAAUAAAUACAAAAAGUAAAAGUUAUGCACUUUUGGCAAUGGCUCUUAAUUAAUUAUAUUGGGUCAGUCGUGUUUAAAAAAAAUAAAGACUAACAUUCUUGUAAAAAAAAUUGUUGUAAGUAAACCCCUGAAUGUUAAAUUUUAUGGAAAGAUCUAAGUUAAGAAAUACCUGUACCAGUUUGCUGAAAACACAAUGACUGUGGAACUUGUUUCAACGGAGCUGUCUAGUCUCAGCAGUUUAAUUACUGUUACUGAUUCAUUCAGUUUGUGUUUUUCAAAUUGAUGAUCUGACAGAAAUUUGCCAGAGGAAUGUUUCUUGCUAAUUAUUAUUUUAUCAUAAGAAAUAUUUCUUAAACUUAAAGAAUAUUCUCUAGUUUGUUCAACAAAAUUACCUAUAUCUCCACUUUAGAAUUUGGCAACCUUUUCAAACUGCUUCAAACUAAUUUUUCUAAAAAUAGUGAAUAUUAUUCAUUAUAAUAAUAGGAUACUUUGAAAAGGGAGUGUCUUGAUGUAUUGCGUUUGCUACAAUGUUUCCUGCACUGCAUACAAGUGUAAAGAUGUACCGUAGAGAAUUCUUGUUAUUCUCAUGCUGUUGCAAAAUGUGCCUCUAUGUAAAUUAUAAUGUAUCAACAUAAGUUUCCUCUAAAGAACAAGGCUGCUCGUUUAAACAUUUUUUUUUUUUUAUCAUGUGUGGCUUCAGUUUUUGUUCUGUAAAAUCCGAAAGAUUUUUCAAAUUAAUUUUUUUGAAGUUGGGGAUUGGGUAUGACAAGGGUGGAUGGAAGAUUUAUUUUCAUUGUGCAUGUUAGUUGGCAGGAGAAUGGGGAUUGUCUCUUUUACUAUAAUAUUUUAGAGAUGUUCUGAAGAGUGUUGUGCUCCUCUUUCUCAACAACUCAAUUUAGCUUUUAUUCUGUGAUAUGAAAAUUGCUUUUAAAAAAGAUGAUGAUAAAUAAAAGUCAUGCUACCAACCCUAA
This is a messenger RNA of Aplysia californica (California sea hare), 3688 nucleotides long. RefSeq names its product adenylate kinase 8. The transcript is spliced from 11 exons. Gene Ontology annotation, molecular function: ATP binding; nucleoside diphosphate kinase activity; AMP kinase activity. Gene Ontology annotation, biological process: nucleoside triphosphate biosynthetic process. The record is from RefSeq and is a predicted model, not a curated record. Bases 99 to 1538 code for a protein of 479 amino acids. Gene Ontology annotation, cellular component: cytoplasm. NCBI's taxonomy places the organism in Eukaryota, Metazoa, Mollusca, Gastropoda, Aplysiida, Aplysiidae.